CACCGCUUUUCUUAUCAAGGGCAAUCGCUGACGAGACCAGUCACAACCUGUAAAAUAUGGCCUAAUCGAAACACGUAUAAUCUUCCGAAUUGGUCCCAGCAACGCUGUGAGACCGCUUCACAGAGACUGUCGAUUUCCGUUUCAGACAUCAGUUGUGCUAAUGGAAUGCCGUUCACUCGGCAGUAUUGUGGUAGCGGAUACGUUUCCCAAUCACUCCCAAUCGCCAAAGCCGUCACAUCUUUUACGGAGACCCCAACGCGUUUCGCAAUU
Molecule: messenger RNA, 270 nt
Organism: Geodia barretti
Lineage: Eukaryota; Metazoa; Porifera; Demospongiae; Tetractinellida; Geodiidae
Source: the annotation of a GenBank genome assembly